Messenger RNA from Colletotrichum higginsianum IMI 349063, 1272 nucleotides. Its product is annotated as NAPE-hydrolyzing phospholipase D. The transcript has 2 exons. NCBI's taxonomy places the organism in Eukaryota, Fungi, Ascomycota, Sordariomycetes, Glomerellales, Glomerellaceae. Gene Ontology annotation, cellular component: cytoplasm; membrane-bounded organelle. Gene Ontology annotation, molecular function: N-acylphosphatidylethanolamine-specific phospholipase D activity. The record is from RefSeq and is a predicted model, not a curated record. Bases 1 to 1272 code for a protein of 423 amino acids. Gene Ontology annotation, biological process: N-acylphosphatidylethanolamine metabolic process; N-acylethanolamine metabolic process.
AUGUCCAGGCUCAGGCAGUUCCUUCACAAAUUCUUCCAACAGCCACCCAUACGCCCCGGUGCGAGAAGAGCUACGGCCACCCCAGCAUCCAUUCUUGCCCUCUCAAUGGCCUCGUACUCGACCACCGUCACCAAGAUCCCCGACCUGGGCCCGACGCCCGAGGAUGCCGCGUCGAAGCCGCACCACCUCAAAAAGAACGGUAACACCAUCGGCUUUAAGAACGUACACCCUUCCUUCGGUGAUGGUGUCGGCUUCCCCCAAAUUUUCAGGCAUGUUGUCUGGCCCCAAUUGAUUGGCGACCUUAAAUUCCCCGACACAUCGCCGCCGACCGUCAACGUUGUCAAGCCAGACUUCCUUCCCACCCGAACUGCCUCUAACAAGCUGCGCGCCACCUGGCUCGGUCACGCCUGCUACUACGUCGAGUUCCCCUCAGGCCUGCGCGUACUCUUUGAUCCGGUCUUCGAGGACCGCUGCUCGCCUUUCUCCUUUCUGGGCCCCAAGCGCUUCACCCCGAAGCCUUGCGACCUCGCCGACAUCCCCUUCGUCGAUGCCGUCCUUAUCAGCCAUAGCCACUACGACCACCUAUCCCAUGAGUCCGUCCUCACCAUCCAAAAGCACAACCCCAAGGCCCAUUUUUUCGUCGGCCUCGGCCUCGAAUCAUGGUUCAAGAAGGCUGGCUUGAAGAACGUGACCGAGCUUGACUGGUGGGAGGACGCUGAGAUCUCCCUGACCGUGGACAAAGGCGUUGACGACGUCCCUGAGACCAUCUCCGCCCAGAUAUCCUGCCUUCCCUGCCAACACACCUCGGCACGCACGCUCUUCGAUAAGGACACUACCUUGUGGGCGUCCUGGGGUGUCAAGUCGGCCGGGAAGUCGGUCUGGUUUGGAGGCGACACCGGAUACCGCGCCGUGCCGUGGACUCCGCUCGACGUCGACGAUUACGGCCCCAAGUACGCUCAUCUGCCCAUGUGCCCGCAGUUCCGGCAAAUCGGCGACCUACGCGGGCCCUUUGAUCUCGGUCUGAUUCCCAUCGGCGCGUACUACCCCCGUGUGGCAUUCUCUGGCAUGCACGCCAACCCCUUUGACUCGGUUGAGAUUUUCCAGGAUACCAAGUGCGAGCGCGCUAUGGGCAUUCACUGGGGUACCUGGGCUCUGACCAUGGAGGAGGUUCUCGAGCCCCCAAAGCUCCUUCAAGAGGCCAUGAAGCGCAAGGGACUUCCGGCUACCGGCAUGUUUGACGUUUGCGAAAUUGGCGAGAGCAGAGAGUUCUAA